Amaranthus tricolor (Joseph's coat) is the source of this 2586-nucleotide messenger RNA. RefSeq names its product DEAD-box ATP-dependent RNA helicase 22. The transcript is spliced from 9 exons. The record is from RefSeq and is a predicted model, not a curated record. Gene Ontology annotation, cellular component: chloroplast. Bases 564 to 2324 code for a protein of 586 amino acids. Lineage: Eukaryota; Viridiplantae; Streptophyta; Magnoliopsida; Caryophyllales; Amaranthaceae. Gene Ontology annotation, molecular function: RNA binding; RNA helicase activity; ATP binding.
AAACCCUUGUUGCUCUACUAGCCGUCAUCCCUAACCUCCCCACCCUUCUUCUCUCCUUCUCCCUCACCCCUCACGGUAGCAGCAGCCCAACGACAGGCCACGCGAGCCACCCCACGAACACUACUAUUAGCCGGCAGCCAGCCACAUAGCAGCAGCGCCGCUUCCCCCAUCAGCAGCUAGGCUACGUUGUGCAGCCAGUGCACAGCAGCUAGGCUGCAUUGUGUAGCCCGUAGACAGCAGCUAGGCUGCGUUUGGACCCUUCAACCACCACGACCAGCCUCAAUUCACCACCACCACGACCUUCAUCCACCUCUUCACCAUUUUUACUAGUUUUAACUUUCAAAGGAAAGCAGCAAAGGUGGCGCAUGGGACCUGAUGUGGCAAGUGGAUGUACGAUGUGGCAGUGACGUGGCGCUUUGUUGGCAAAAGAAUCUUAGCCGACUAAACCUAAAGUCAUAAACCCUCUCACUUGCUUCCGUAGAUCAUCAUCAUUCAUCACUUAACUAAACUUUGAAUGGAAUUCUUCAUCCAUUGUUGUUGAAUUGAAAACCUAACCCCUAAAAAUGCUCCAACUUUGCAAAUUCUACAAACACCCUUCAUUUAUGUCACCCUUAUUUCUCAAUCCUCCACUCAUCUCUCCUCCCAUUAAACUCAUUUCUUUCUCUACUACUCUUCCUCACAAGCAUUCGAUUUCCCUUUUUCAUCCUGCUAAAACCCUUACAACUUCAACUUCUCAAGCUUUUCAUACCAAAAAUAACGAUGAUACCUUCUUUGCUAAUGAAAAUGUUUCAUGGGAUUCACUCGGUGUAUCUGAAAAACUCUCUCAUUCUCUCUUUAAUGCUGGCUUUUCUAAACCUUCCUUAAUUCAGGCAGCUUGCAUUCCAUCCAUACUAUCGGGAAAUGAUACAGUUGUUGCUGCAGAGACUGGAAGUGGUAAAACACAUGGUUAUCUUGUCCCACUGGCUGAGAAGCUUCUUCAAGCACAUUCUGACCACCCCGGGAUAGAAGCUCUUGUUUAUAGAAAAAGCCAAUACUCUCAGAUGUCUCUUGUUCUAUGUCCUAAUGUUAUGUUGUGUGAGCAAGUGGUUCGCAUGGCUAACUCUCUGUGUGGUGAUAAUGGUGAACCUCUACUUAGAGCAGCUGCUGUAUGUGGGAAGCAGGGAUGGCCCCAUAAAAAACCGGAUAUCAUUGUCUCAACACCUGUUGCUCUUUUGAAUUAUCUGUAUGCUGUUGAUCGAGAAAGAAACCGUCAAUUUAACUUUUUGCGUGGGGUGAAGCACGUGGUGUUUGAUGAAGCGGAUUUGUUACUUUGUGGUAGCUUCCAGAAUCAAGUUAUUCGACUCAUAAACAUGUUGCGUUUUGAUGAGAAAUUGUUAUCACGAUCCAAGGCAAGUUUAUGUGAGGAAACAAAUAAAUUGAAUCCUGAUACCCAGUUGUUUGAUUAUGAAAAUGAAGAUGGUAUGCACAACCUUAUCUUGGUGGAAGAAGGAGAAACAGAAGAAGAAGAUAUCGUUGCCAAAGAUUCUACAUUGGAGGACGCAGUUGAAGAGGUAAGUAGCGAAGAUAAGAGAAAGGACUGGAGAAGAAUUCGUAAAUAUUAUGAACGUAGUAAGCAGUAUAUUUUUGUAGCAGCUACGCUCCCUGUAAAUGGAAAGAAAACAGCAGGUGGAGUCUUGAAAAAAAUGUUUCCAGGUGCUACAUUGGUUAGUGGAGAUUAUCUGCACUGCCACAACCCUAGGUUAGAGCAGAGGUGGGUAGAAGUUUCCAUUGAAACUCAAGUGGAUGCUCUUAUAGAUGCAGUAAAAUAUGGUGUCAAGUUCACUUCACAUGCUUCUGAUGCUGCUAUAAUAAGUAGGACUAUAGUGUUUGCCAAUACUGUUGAGGCUGUAGAAUCUGUGGCUAAGAUAUUUCAGACUGCUGGAAUCCCAUGUUUCUGCUACCAUAGGAAUAGCUCCCUUGAAGAGUCUACAAAGAACUUGGUUGACUUUCGAGAAAAGGGUGGUGUGUUGGUGUGCACUGAUGCUGCCGCUCGUGGUCUUGACAUUCCCAACAUAUCACACGUUAUUCAGGCAGAAUUUGCUUCUUCAGCUGUGGAUUUCCUGCAUAGAGUUGGUCGGACGGCCAGAGCAGGUCAACAUGGUCUUGUGACAAGCUUAUAUUCUGAACAGAACCGUGAUCUUGUUGCUGCAGUCCGUGAAGCAGAAAGGCUGGGAAAGGCAGUGGAGACGGCAUUUAGCAGGAAAAGAAGCUUCCGAAAUAAGUUGAAGAAAAGAGGUUUGAGCAAGGCGAAGGGUGAAUACCCUGUUGCUGCCGAGGUUCUGUGAUACAAAUUAUCCAGUUUUGUACCCGCGAGGUUAAAAGUAUGAUACCCUACAGUCUAAUGUAUUCAUAUUCAAUUUUCUCUUGUACAUAAAAAAAUUAUUUCAGUUUUAUCCAGUGAAUAGGUUAUGAUUUGAACUAUCCAUUCAUGUUUCCUCUUUUUUCAAAUAAUGGAAGUAUGAAUGAUAAUUUUGUUUCUCAGUUAGCAAUGUUAUGCAAAUCACAUCAUUUUGUUAAUACAAUAUACAUGUUGAUUUUUAUUUGCAA